Molecule: messenger RNA, 456 nt
Organism: Cinara cedri
Lineage: Eukaryota; Metazoa; Arthropoda; Insecta; Hemiptera; Aphididae
Source: the annotation of a GenBank genome assembly
CAAGUCGAAGACUAGGUCUUCCCGAGCUGGACUUCAGUUUCCGGUCGGUCGUAUUCAUCGCUUGUUGAAGAAAGAAAAUUACGCUGAGCGUGUUAGAGCGGCGCCUCGGAUUACCUAGCCGCCGUUAUGGAAUAUUUAGCGGCCAAAGUGUUGGAACUGGCAGGCAACGCUGCCCGUGACAACAAGACGAGUCGUAUUAUCCCUAGACAUUCACAAUUGGCGAUCAGAAACGAUGAAGAAUUAAACAAAUUGUUAAAUGGUGUCAUCAUCGCUCAAGGAGGUAUAUUACCUAAUAUUCAAGCCGUUCUCUUACCUAAAAAAACCGACAAAGUUAAAACUGCUUAAAAUUGUUUUUCUGCAACAAAAAUAAAACGGCCGUUAUCAGAGCUAUCGUUUAUACGUUAACUGAUGAAAUUGAUUAGUAUACCAAUGUUGAUUAUGAUAAAAUUGGGGAAA